GCCAUUCGCCUGUGUCCAUCCAUCGCCACCUUCUGGACCAACCGCGCUCUGUGCCACCGGAAGCGAGGCGACUGGCUACUGGUGGAGCAUGACUGUGUGCGGGCGAUCGAACACGACAAGAAGUCUGUCAAGGCACACUUCUACCUGGGAACGGCCCUCACAGAGCUCGCUCGCUACCCCGAGGCUGCUCAUGUGCUCGAAAGGGCGGUCGAGAUCAUACGAGAUGACGAGGUGCUGGGCAGCAGAAGAGGGAACUUGAAUGACGUCUGGAACGCCAUGGCCACUGCCAGGUACCGGCAGUGGGAGGUGGAAUCGUCGAUGCGAAAGAGGAAGCAGCAGCAGCUGAG
Messenger RNA from Closterium sp. Naga37s-1, 347 nucleotides. NCBI's taxonomy places the organism in Eukaryota, Viridiplantae, Streptophyta, Zygnematophyceae, Desmidiales, Closteriaceae. The record is from the annotation of a GenBank genome assembly.